AUGGCGCGACGUUACCAGAUUGAUGAGCUGCUAUGGCUACGCUCGUCGCCCCUGGUCGUUAAGCCUGCAAACUUACCUCCGGUAGAAGAAUGGAUGGGCCCGAUACCCGACCCAACGACACAGAGAAAAACCACCGGCCCUCGCGACCCCAAUAAUCCAAAUGAGACGACACCUCGACGGCCGAGCAUCUUUGAGACUCGUCAUGUCUCCCGCAAUUCGAAUUCAGAGGAUAUUAUUCUUGGGCCACCAAAAACUGCGUUCGCGUCCGCAUCUCGCAUACCGGGCAAGGGCUCGAUAGAUGCUACUGAACGGCCAUCCAGGCAACCUGAUUCGGACGACAUCAAGAAUGACCGCUUAAAUUUCCGCGGCAAGUUCUUCAAGGAUAGGGAAGCUGGUGAUAGUAAUUUUGACCGACGUGACGGAAAGUCGGACCCUUUCACUCCUCGUCGUGGGGACAGAGAUGACUGGAACGCCGGUCGUCCCCGUCGCACCUUCGGCCAGGAUGAACAAGACAGAAAACCAAGACGUAACGGGGACUUUGACCGGUGGGAAUCCCGUGAUUUCAAUCGUGAACGCGACCAGCAGACUCCGAACCAUGAACGGGGAGGGAAAGAUAAGGAUAGUCGAUUCUUUCCUCGGAGGGACGGCCAGCCGGGGCGUGCCCGACAUGAAGGAAGCUGGUUCCGCGAUGACGGCAAUCAGGACGGCCCCGAUGCCGAGGAAGAAAAGACCCCGAUACGGAGCCGAGAUUGGCGUCGAGACCGGCACGGUGCUGACCGGGAUUGGACUCGAGGAGCCAAAUUUGAACAGGAUCCUGAGUGGUUGGAUUCUAAUGAUAAGGAAGAGCCCCGAAGGGUGCACACUCAGGAAGAUUUCGAACGUUGGAAAGAAAGGAUGAAAGCGGGAUCUUCUCAGGCUCCUGUAGAGGAGAAGAAAGAGACACCCAUGGAAUCGACUCCGGCCCCUGCUCAGAAGCCGGAGCCUAGACCAACAGACGGCGAAAUUUUCAGCAGCAGCGGCACACCGUUCCAAUCAGAUACAGCAAUGGAACGCUUUUUCGGACUUCUGGGUGACUCCAAAUCUCCUCAGGAAAUCGCUACCUCGUCACCUUUAGAGGCCCCCUUAGUCAGUCAGGCUACCCCCAAGAAGGAAAAUAUUCCGGGGAAGCCUUUCAAAUCUUCUCGUUUUGCUGGGUUGUUUAGCCCACCCCCCGGCAGUCCGGCAAAAGAGACCGAUUCGCAGCUGGGGAAUAAGUCUCCUACUGUCCAGCCGUCUACUACUGAUGCUGACCAGGAAGGGUUUCAGCGUAUUCUACAGAUGCUGGGAGGGAGCAAGUCGCGCAAUGCUACUCCUCACAACGACGCCGUGCAAGCCAAUAGGCCUCCAUCUCUUCCCCAAGCAGAAUCUGUCCAAAGCGCUAUCUCAUCCCCCUCCCGCGAGCAAGUCAAGCGGCCAGAACCCAUGCUCAUGCAGGAGAGUUCUAUGCGGAGUGCUGGUCCUGCUAUGGAUCCCCAAGCCCGAGAACGGGAACAUUUACUUCGCCUAAUGCAGCAAGUCCGUGUCACUCCCGUUACAAAUCAGGCUCAAGGUAGCCAUGGUCAACCACAAAGUGCCGGCGCCGCUCCUGGUAUGAUGAACAUGCCAGAUAUGCUCCCACCUCCUCCAGGGCUUGCUUCUGCACCAAAGGCUCCUAACUUCAUUGAUGAUCCGGCGAUUGCUAAUAUGCAGAGAGCGGAGCCUGAUCAGCUUCGGCGACGACCCGCGAAUGGGCCUCCGAUGGGUUACUUUGAGGAUAUGCCGUUCCCUCAAGGCGGCCAAGUUCCGAUCACCCCCGGUGGAAGUCGGGCUCCUCAAGGUCAAGGUAUACCUGGCAUGGGCGUGCAGAGGCCGCCAGGCUUCGACCACUUGCCGCCUCCCGGAUGGGCUGGCCACCAGCUUCCUCCACAGCAGGGCGGUGGCCCCGGUCCUCUCGCGCCUCCACCGGGUAUUCCUACACCAACACGGGGCGUCAACCCUAAUUUUAUGUCUAAUAUGAUGCCAAUGCAUGGUAAUGUUCCACCGCUCGGUGAGCGCCAACCCUUCCCACGUGGUGCGGGUGGCAAUGGAUCAGCGGGAUUCCCGCCUCCCCCGGGUAUGAUGCCUCCUCCGGGUUACAUGAACGGCCCUCCCCCGUCUGGCUUCCCGCCCAUGCCACCCAAUGCCGAAGCUCUGAUGGGUCUUGGCCAUGGUGGUCAGGGUCCAUUCGACGGUAACCCCGGUCCACAGGGGCCUCCGCACUCCUCUCGGCACUUAUUGGAUAUGUUUGGACAAGUCGGCGCUGGAGAUGCUCGGGGCGGUAUGGUAUAUUCUACCCAGCUUGGCGAUAUGAUGGACGAGGUCGACUUCGAGCUUUGCUUGGACAUCGACCAAUAUCCGCUUCACUACGCAUGGCAAUGCAAGAGACUCAAGGUUGCAAACCAGGAAAAGUCAGACCUCGAGGAUGACCAUGAUCUCGACAUCGCGAUCAAACGCAUCACCACUCAUCACGAUCAUGAAAUACUCUUAGACGCCGACGAAACAGACCUAGAAACUCACAGCUCAACCAAUACCUCGACCGCAGCUAUCAACGAAGAAAAAAUGGGCCUGGACACCGACAUGGACGGUGAAGUCCACGCCAACUCAAGCAGCUACAGCAUAGCCACCAGCCCGUCUCACUCCUACAUCGCUCGUCCCUCGCAUCUAUUCCAUAUCUACGAGGACCCGGAUGACUCGCAUCUGGAGAACCACCCCGGUCUCAUGUCUGGCUUUACUACCUACUCCUCUGCCGAUGAAGAAAAGGAGAACAUCCUCGACGACGAUGACUACGAGCAGCAGGAGCAGACCCAGCGAAUGGGGGUAAAUUCGCAGAUGUGGACUCGUCACUCUACUAAUCGGUUCUCGCAUGUGGUCAGUUCCGGAUAUCAGGGGGUUGAUGGGGUGGCGGAUACGGACGAGGCGGAUACUGAUGUUGAAGAGUUUUUGACUGAGGGUGGAGAGGGUAUUAGGGAGGUUGAGAUGGAGGAUGUCAGGGUGUCGUUUCAUUCAUUGGGUGCUGGGGAGGCUUCGUUGCUUCCUCUUGCUUUUCCUUUGCCUUUGAGGAUCCCUUCCCCAGCGUUGGUCCAGGGUAAUAGGAUUGCGGGUCGGCGCCGCUGCUUGGGACCUAGGCCUGUUGUGCACUUUGAGUGA
Aspergillus caelatus is the source of this 3204-nucleotide messenger RNA. RefSeq lists its product as uncharacterized. Lineage: Eukaryota; Fungi; Ascomycota; Eurotiomycetes; Eurotiales; Aspergillaceae. The transcript has 5 exons. The coding region runs from base 1 to 3204 and encodes 1067 amino acids. The record is from RefSeq and is a predicted model, not a curated record.